This is a messenger RNA of Mycosarcoma maydis (corn smut), 981 nucleotides long. RefSeq lists its product as uncharacterized. The transcript has a single exon. The record is from RefSeq and is a predicted model, not a curated record. The coding region runs from base 1 to 981 and encodes 326 amino acids. Lineage: Eukaryota; Fungi; Basidiomycota; Ustilaginomycetes; Ustilaginales.
AUGGUUUUCAGCAACUCGAACGCGUCUGUCUCGCUAUUCCGGCUCGUCGCGCUGGUCGCAACUCUGUCCCACCUCGUUUUCACCUUUGUCGAUGCUCACGGCUACGUCACUUUUCCCGCAUCGCGUGCCUACAUGUGCAAGCAAGGUCAGGCCAAGAAUUGCGGUGAGAUUCAGUACGAGCCGCAAUCCGUCGAGGCUCCAAAGGGUCUCCCUUUCGCCCGCAAGGGCGACGGUCAACUUUGUUCAGCUGGUCUCGGUCAGUUCUCUCAGCUGGAUCGCCAAGGACCCAGCGCUUGGCCCACCACAAAGGCCAGCGGUGUUCACUCUUUCUCAUGGACCUUUACCGCGCAGCACGCCACCACCGACUUCAAGUACUUCAUCACCAAGGCUAACUGGGACUCGUCCAAGACCAGCGGUCUUUCUGCCAGCGACCUUGAGUCUGACCCAUUCCUCACGGUCUCGAUGAACGGAAAGGCGCCUCCCAGAACCAUGAAUCACGACCUAUCCAAAGCCAUGCCAUCGCGUUCGGGCUACCACGUUGUGUAUGCUGUCUGGACCGUUGACAACACGGCCAAUGCGUUUUACCAGUGUCUGGACCUUGAUUUCGGCGGCGGCAACAGCAGCAGCAGCAGUAGCAGCAGCAACAGUAGUGCAACGAGCACAACUGGUUCAUCGUCUGCCGCUUCGGCUGCCACUUCAUCCACCACUUCGUCUUCGGUCAGCGAGAGUGGAACCGCUUCGACCGCGUCUGGUUCUGGUUCUGACGACGACUCGUCUUCUUCGGGCGACUCCUCUAAUGGAUCAUCUUCUGACAACAAUGGAGGCUCAAGCGGCUCGACAACUAUGCCCAAGAGUCAAAUAGCUCAGAGCGGCGCUUGCCGUAUGAAGAAGCGUCGACGUUCUCCCAAUGCUUCCGUCCUUGCAGCUCGCGGCGAUUACCGACGACACAAGUCGCAGAUGCGCCGCGAUCGUCAGGGCUGA